This is a messenger RNA of Helobdella robusta, 366 nucleotides long. RefSeq lists its product as hypothetical. Gene Ontology annotation, biological process: proton transmembrane transport. Gene Ontology annotation, cellular component: proton-transporting V-type ATPase, V1 domain; membrane. Lineage: Eukaryota; Metazoa; Annelida; Clitellata; Rhynchobdellida; Glossiphoniidae. The coding region runs from base 1 to 366 and encodes 121 amino acids. The record is from RefSeq and is a predicted model, not a curated record. Gene Ontology annotation, molecular function: proton-transporting ATPase activity, rotational mechanism. The transcript is spliced from 5 exons.
AUGGCAUCAAUAACGAGGGGGAAAUUGAUUGCUGUCAUUGGAGAUGAGGACACAUGUACUGGCUUCCUGCUUGGAGGCAUUGGGGAAUUGGACAAACAUCGCCAUCCUAAUUUUCUGGUCGUUGAAAAAACAACCAGUGUUUCAGAGAUUGAAGAGUGCUUCAAAAAGUUCACCUCAAGAGAUGACAUUGCUAUUGUCCUCAUCAAUCAAAAUAUAGCAGAGUUGAUAAGAAACGUGAUUGACGUGUACAAUCAGACCAUACCCACCAUUUUGGAAAUUCCCUCCAAGGAGCACCCCUAUGACCCCGAGAAGGACUCCAUCUUGAGGAGGGCAAAGGGAAUGUUCUCUGGAGAAGAAAUGAGAUAA